UCCUCCAUUUUUUUCUCUUUUCUUCUCUUCUCUACCGAAGUUUGCAACCCCUUUCUCCUCCUCCUCUUCUUCUUCUCUUCUCUUCUCCAACAGCAACAAGCAACAAGCAACAAGCAACAAACAACAAGUUUCUCCUUCCUUGCUAUCUUGCUUAUCGGUGAUAACAUCGGAGCUCUUUUGAGUUUAUCGGAGCUCGCCGGACCACUAGCUAAGAGGGGAAAGCGAAACCCUAAUUACUGCCCUGUUUUCUAAUCAAGCACAGCAGCCUUCGAAGUUAGCUGUGGCCUUCGCCAGAGCUUGCCGAGACAAACGAUGAAAAGAAAAAAGCAACCCUAGUUGUUGUCUUUUGUUUCUCCAAUAGCAACCCUAGUUGCUAUCCUUUUCUUGGCAACACCGCCGGAGUUCGUCGGAGCUCGCUGGAGCUAGCUAAGAUGGUCAGCGGCGAAGGAAAAACAACCCUAGUUGUUGUCCUCUUUUUCCAACAACCACAGUAACUCAUAGAAGGCCGAGAGAUCUAAGAGGACGAGGAAGAUUCUCGAAGCGGUUUUGGUGGAUGAGGAGGCUCGCGAAGGGUGAUGAUAGACCUGAAAGAGAGGCUGGGGAAGUGCCGAGCAAAGGUUUUGAGCAAGGACAAGCCCACCUCCAGAAGACUCCGCGUGAUCUACGAUGACCUGGAUCUGACCGAGUCGAGCGGCGACGAGAAGGCACAGAUCGCCACCGUGGGCUGCCGCCGGAAGGCGGCGAUCGAGAUCCCGCUGCCAAUCUGCCCUUCAUUGUCUUCUCCGUUUGAGGAGACUGCUUGGGGGAAGAACUCCAGGAAAGCGGUUACACGUAGAGCCCCACGUAAGGCCAAGGACACGUCCCGCACCCCGGACGGUUGCGCUGUUAACCGCCGGCAUAAGGGAGUGCGGCAGCGGCAGUGGGGGAAAUGGGCGGCCGAGAUACGCGACCCCAUCCGCCGGGUGCGCGUCUGGCUCGGUACCUUCGACACUGCAGAGGACGCCGCCAGGGCAUACGAUGCAGCGGCUUGCUUUCUCCAGGCUGAGAAGAAGGCGCUGGCCGCUGUCACUGCUUCCGGCGACAGUAGCUUGCCAGCCUCUCCUUCGUCGGUCCUCGAGGUAGUCUCCGACCAAGCCCAGGAUGUGGCUGCCGAGGCAAAGUCGGAGAACGGGAAUUCAGUGGCUCGGCUGUUACACGAGUCAUUGUGGAUGGAAUUGGAGCCUUUCUUCACGACUGAUAAAUUAAAUGAUAGCAUUUCUUAUGACAUUCCCGACAUAGGCGACUUCGACGACGGUGAGCUCCCCAGCCUUGAAGCACUGACCAAGUUGAGCUUCUAGGUAUGAAUAUAUAUAUAUAUAUAUAUGUUCGUCCUAAAUUUUGUGGUUCUUUUUUAGUAAAUAUACUAAAUGUUACAUAUCAAAAACACUUAUUGGGUUUUUCCCCGGCCUAAUAAUUGUUCGAGUGA
Molecule: messenger RNA, 1465 nt
Organism: Zingiber officinale
Lineage: Eukaryota; Viridiplantae; Streptophyta; Magnoliopsida; Zingiberales; Zingiberaceae
Product: ethylene-responsive transcription factor CRF1-like
Exons: 3
Coding region: 576-1337 (253 amino acids)
Biological process (GO): regulation of DNA-templated transcription
Molecular function (GO): DNA binding; DNA-binding transcription factor activity
Source: RefSeq, a predicted model, not a curated record